UUGGUCGUGACGUCAUCCACAGGCGACAAAAGUGUUUUCUCAAGAGCCUUCGUUGUAGAAAAGAGUUCUCAAUUCAUUUCAGCUAAAAACAAAGGAAUGAGCUCAAAGUAAAAUAGGCCUAAUACCAGAACUACCAAGGUGGCCCAAUUGAAACAUGGCCACUCAGAGGGUACUCCCGCAAAGCAAAGAGACGCUUCUACAGAACUACAACAAGAGGCUGCGAGAUGACAUCCGGUCUAUUCUGGACAAUUUCACAGAAAUAAUCAAGACCGCAAAGGUUGAGGAUGAGACCCAGGUGUCAAGGGCCACACAGGGGGAGCAGGACCACUAUGAGAUGCAAGUCAGAGCGGCCAACAUUGUCCGUGCAGGCGAGUCGCUGAUGAAACUGGUGUCGGACCUGAAGCAGUUCCUGAUCCUGAACGACUUCCCGUCUGUGAAUGAGGCCAUCAGUCUUCGUAACCAGCAGCUCCGCUCACUCCAGGAGGAGUGUGACAAAAAGCUAAUCUCCCUACGCGACGAGAUUGCCACAGAUCUCUACGAGCUCGAGGAAGAGUAUUACUCCUCCAGCUGUGGACAGUGGGACGGGGUAGAGCUGCCGUUGUGUGAGGCGUUUCGCAGGAGGGACAGCUGGGGAUUCCUGGACACCUCAUCUGAACCUGGCAACAGCAGCACAGAAGAAGCAGAGCGUGCCACCCCCUCCUCAGCGCAGGAAGCUGCUCCACGUCACCUCAACGGCCACGGAGCAGCUGGCACAGGGGACCAGUGCUGAUGCCAACCUUGGAUUGAGUUGUUUGACGGGGAUCAGACAAAGCCACAAGGACUUUGAUAGAGUAAGCUAGAUGCUGGAUUGGACUCUGUAUAUUUCCACACUCAGUCCUUCAGCUUACAGUAGUAUUAAUGUGCUGCUGCAUGGCAGCAUCUCCAUAUUUUAGAAUGGAAUAUUAUAACUCUAUAUAGAACUUGUGGUGUCAGAUUUGAUAAGGAAUAUUACUUUCUUGUCAUUCCAUGAGAUAUUUCAUAGUAAACUACGUUUGGAGUUAUGUUCUCAAUCCUCACAUAAGGGCAUUAGGCCAUGGAUCUUUUUUGUCUGUACUCAAACACUGGCACAUGGUAAUGCCAUUAGUUUUUGUUCAUCUGUAUACAAAAUGUGUUGGUCUUUGUUUACAUUAUUGUGAAAGCUUUUCACAAGCUUUUUAUUUUCAGAAGUAUUUCAAAUGACAGAUGGUGUACGACAGCCUGGAGAGAUGUCUUUAGGACCAUGAAAA
Messenger RNA from Engraulis encrasicolus (European anchovy), 1265 nucleotides. It is a transcript of the gene med22, whose product is annotated as mediator complex subunit 22. Lineage: Eukaryota; Metazoa; Chordata; Actinopteri; Clupeiformes; Engraulidae. The coding region runs from base 155 to 769 and encodes 204 amino acids. Gene Ontology annotation, cellular component: mediator complex. Gene Ontology annotation, molecular function: transcription coregulator activity. The record is from RefSeq and is a predicted model, not a curated record. The transcript is spliced from 5 exons. Gene Ontology annotation, biological process: regulation of transcription by RNA polymerase II.